Molecule: messenger RNA, 2037 nt
Organism: Pseudo-nitzschia multistriata
Lineage: Eukaryota; Bacillariophyta; Bacillariophyceae; Bacillariales; Bacillariaceae
Source: the annotation of a GenBank genome assembly
AAUGCAAUGCUAGUGCUUGAUCGUUCAUGAAUGUCGUGGCAUUGCUUUGCUGUGCRGCAGAAGCUCCGCUCGUCGACGUUUCACGCGAAAUGCUCUUCAGGAUUGGAAAAUAAUCAUCCCAGUGCAUCGAUCAAAAAUUGGGAUGGAAAUGUUAAGUAGCAUGUGGUGCUUAAAAUUGAGUGCAUCUCUAUGCACGGUACAAGACAACGACGAUAGGACGGGAACAAAAAGGAUGAUAUUUUUUGUGUGUUUUGGCUGCGGGUUUCUGCUAGCAUCUGAUAUGGAUUCUUUGUGACAAUCUUACCUGGACGGGGAGAAGAGGGAUACAAUGUGGCAACCGAUCGGUCAGGAUCUUUGCCACAAUGUAGGAGUGAUUUUUCAUUGGUAACACACGCACUGAUAGAUAUAGUGCUUGUGUGUUUUCCAAAGUUUGUUUCCUCAUCCCAAAUCUCCCCGUCGUGUUAAAGGAAACAGAUACAAUCUAGUUUCGCUUCAUGCGGUGGUGGUUUGCGUGUGCAUAUAUUUUUGGUGUUCUCGUGACGUCGCGUCAUUAAAGAUGAGAUGUUGUGGGUUGAUAAUAGGAAGCCUCCUGUCGCAAGAGACUGGUUGCCUUUUUCUGACGAUUUUCGGGGGCCACGGCGAUUCCUUCAAUAAUGGAUUCGACAGGCCGGUCUUCAAAGGAAAUCUCAUAAAUAAUCUUGAUCAGAGGAAAAUCGUUUGCCACAUUCUUGGAGGAAAUGAGCUUGAAAGCAUCCUUUGCAGUAAUUGUUCCCUGUAGUUUUUGUCCGUUCAGGAGGUCGGACUCAAUCUGGCUCCAGAGGGCGCCGGAAUCCUUGUGACUUCGAGCUGAAUUGGAGGAUGCGCGUGCCCGUGCAAAAGCCUCGGCGCAUUUGCGGUUACGGCCUCCGUAGCAUGUAGUAAUUAGGUCAGCCAUACCACAGGACUCGGUGAAGGUGUCGUCCCUCACUCCGUCAAAGAACAUAUGGCAAAACUUGGCCAUCUCUCGCAGGCCCACCCUCAAAAGGGCGGCUUUGGUGUUUCCGCCCAAACCUACACCAUCGACAAAACCGGCGCCGAGAGCAAUGACGUUUUUCAGAGCACCGCAGACUUCGGCGCCGGCAACAUCCGUGAUGUGCUGCACGCGAAAGUGUGGCGGAGAAUCAAAGAGUUGCCUUGUCAUUUCGUCGGCAGGCGGACCAAAGUUGCUGGCAAGAGUAGAUUCGCACAUUUGGCCCUCGGCGACUUCCGACGCCACGUUGGCUCCCAUGAGGACACCACAAGGAAAGUUGUUUCCCAUGGCUUCGGAGAUGCCCCGAGAAAUGAGAACCGGCUCACCGGUUUCUUCGCAAAAGUCUGUGCGGGRUAAAAUGAAGAAAAACAAACAAAAAAGAGGGGGGUAAGAGACAACGGGAGACGAAUAGCAAAUUCCAACACAAAGUGGUGAGCAGCAUUGCGCUCAGCACAAUUCAGCGCGAGAAAACUCACCAAUGCCCUUGAUAAGACUGACUCCUCGGCAGGAAGGAUGGGCAGCCUCUCGGAUGGUGGGGAGAAGUCUUGGUAAAAAUUGAUGCGGGAGGACGAAAAUCAAGAGCGUUGCGUCCCUGCAUGCUUCCGCCAGGUCCGCGACGGCCCGAACGUUGGAGGGCAGCUUGAUGCCGGGCAAAUACUUAACGUUCUCGUGCUGUUCGUUGAUGAUCUGGGUGAGCUUUCGUUUCUGCAUCUGGCCUUCUUCCUCUACCUCGACCAUUUCUUCGAAGACCCACAUGUUCACUUGGGAUUCGUAGAAGGCCAGGCGUUCGCAAUUUCGACCAACAAUUGUCGAAAUGGCCGAACCCCAAUUACCGCUGCCGAUAAUGCAGACCUUGUCAAGUUGAUCGGAGGAAUUCUGGGGGUUGCCCGUGAAUGAGUCGUCCAUGGGGUUUGCCAUCUUGGAGUAUUUCGUGUUUUUUUGAGUCGUUUGGAAUAGGCUAUUUGAGGGGGAAGUUGUUCUUGCCAAAGCGUAGCAGCUGUUGUCGAAAAUAAAGAAUGCUUGUAAAA